AUGAUCCAUUCCGUGGUCGGCUACAUGCGGCCGAUCGCGUCCCUGCGGCAGUUUUCCGGUCCAUCGGCGCCGCCCAAGCACGCCCUGUUGGCCCACGUGUACGGCGUCAAAAACGUGUACACCGGCCUCAUCCGCCUGUAUGCCGCCUACCAGAUCACCAAUCCGGCGCUGUACAACCUGACGACGCUCACCUUUGUCGGCGUCCUGGCUCUCUACAGCACGGAGCAUCUGGUCUUCCGCACCGUCGGCACCCGGGAGGCGCUGGCCUCGUAUGUCAUUGCGACGAUCGGCUUCGUAUGGAUGCAGAGCUACCGGGGUUGGUACCUGGCAUAA
Sporothrix brasiliensis 5110 is the source of this 333-nucleotide messenger RNA. RefSeq lists its product as uncharacterized. Gene Ontology annotation, molecular function: protein-macromolecule adaptor activity. The transcript has a single exon. Gene Ontology annotation, cellular component: endoplasmic reticulum; membrane. Lineage: Eukaryota; Fungi; Ascomycota; Sordariomycetes; Ophiostomatales; Ophiostomataceae. The coding region runs from base 1 to 333 and encodes 110 amino acids. The record is from RefSeq and is a predicted model, not a curated record.